AUGCCUCGGCCAUCGACUCCUGGAAGGAUGGUUAAAAGCCCUGGCCCCACAAGGCCGACCUCACCACCCCAGACCCCCAAGUCCAGUUCGGCAUCUAAACAGCAGAAGAACCGCAAGGGCAAUUGGGGAGGCCGCAGUCGACAGUCCAAGCAGCAACAGGCUAUCCGGGAGCAGCUGUCGCACCACCACUUUGGUGCACAAUUCAUGGAUGAUCUGGACGACGGUCCCGUCUAUGGUUUUCGACCCGGCCCACGAGGUGCCGACCGCUUGUCCCCCCGUUCUACCCUAUCCGUCUCGGAAGAUGAGACCGAAGAUGAGGUCGACGACGAGGUCGAUGACGAGGUCGACGAAAAUGACGAAGAAGAGGACGACGAAGACGCUGAUGCCGAGUCGUCCGCAAGCGACAGCCCACCACCUUCUUGCAGCCCUGGACGAUUCACGAAGUCUUCCACAGGAUCGACACAACCGGUUUUCCAGAACGGCUCAUAUGCUGCCAACUCUAAAGGGAGUGUACCCUGUGCGGUCACUGCACAAGUCACCGUCGAAACUUUUGAGAUACGGGAGUACGAUGACAGUGACGACGAUGACUGCGUUGUCAUCCAUCCCGACGUCAUCGAAGACGCUGAUUCAGAGAGCAGUCGGUCUCGUUCCCGCUCGCGUAGUCGUCAGCGGCGAGACAGCAACAUGGCUUCGGAAAUGCGAGAUCUGAACGUUUUUGCAUCCUCAGACGAGGAUGAUCUCGAGGAGACCGAGUACGAGAGGAAAAUGAGAGAACAUCGCGAAGAAAGACGGCGGGCCCGCAUGAAUUCAGGCAGCAUCACCAAACGUACAAUCAGCGAGCGCGGCAGCGACAGCGACAGCGAGGACCUUGCCAAUGGCCAUGGCUUACCUAGUCCCCACGACCCGAACGACGCGGCUCACCGUCGCUUGCGCCGAAGGCUGGCGCGCAACAGUGUUUUGUUCCAUAAGCCGGCUGCGCCGAAAAUCGAUGAGGCAGAUGAGCCCGACUCGAGCGAUGAGGAAAGGGAUGUUCUUCUCGCACGCGAGCUUUCCUUCUUUAACUACAUCUUCAUGGAGGUUGACUCCCCGUGA
This is a messenger RNA of Pyricularia grisea, 1092 nucleotides long. RefSeq lists its product as uncharacterized. Lineage: Eukaryota; Fungi; Ascomycota; Sordariomycetes; Magnaporthales; Pyriculariaceae. The record is from RefSeq and is a predicted model, not a curated record. The coding region runs from base 1 to 1092 and encodes 363 amino acids. The transcript has a single exon.